This is a messenger RNA of Brettanomyces nanus, 1395 nucleotides long. RefSeq lists its product as uncharacterized. Lineage: Eukaryota; Fungi; Ascomycota; Pichiomycetes; Pichiales; Pichiaceae. Gene Ontology annotation, molecular function: pseudouridine synthase activity; RNA binding. The transcript has 3 exons. The record is from RefSeq and is a predicted model, not a curated record. The coding region runs from base 1 to 1395 and encodes 464 amino acids. Gene Ontology annotation, cellular component: nucleus. Gene Ontology annotation, biological process: mRNA pseudouridine synthesis; tRNA pseudouridine synthesis.
AUGAGAACAAGUGGGCGUGCAUUAACAGACGAAGGAAAACCAAUGUUCCCAGAAGAAAAGAGAAAACCCAAGAGGAAAGUGGCAUGCAUGAUUGGCUACUGUGGUGCGGGAUAUCAUGGAAUGCAAAUCAAUCCACCUAACAAGACUAUCGAAGGAGACAUGUUUGAAGCGAUGGUUGAAGCAGGAGCAAUUUCAAAGAAUAACUCUAACGACUUGAAGAAAUCGGGCUUUAUGCGUGCUGCCAGAACCGAUAAAGGUGUUCAUGCUGCAGGUAAUAUGAUCUCUCUGAAGAUGAUCAUUGAAGAUGCGGAUAUUGUAGAUAAGAUUAACGAAGCGUUGCCUGAACAGAUUCGUUUUUGGGGGUAUCAAAGAGUCAAUAAGGCAUUUGAUUGUAGAAAGAUGUGUUCUUCUCGUGUAUAUGAGUACUUGAUGCCAACGUAUUCGUUUUUACCCCCUAGACUGAACUCUCCAUUAUAUAAACGGGUGAAAGAGAUGCAAAAGAAGCAUUCAGAAACCAUCAGAGUUGACGAAGAAGGAGAGAAAUUUUGGGUGGAUCUUAACAAGAAGAUUGGGGAUGCUGGAAUUACCCAGGAACAGCUUGACCAAAUCAGCGAAGCUGGAAGAGAGGGAAUUCCACUGACCAUUCCGCUUGACAUAGCCUCUAGAAAAGUCAAACAGUUGUCUCUGGAGGCCAGGCAGAAGUUCCGUGUCAAGCAAGAAACGUUGGAGACACUUCGAAAAAUGCUUAAGUUUUAUUUAGGUUCUCACAACUUUCAUAACUUCACAAAUGGCAAGGUUUUUAGAGAUCCCUCGGCAAAGAGAUUUAUGAAGAACAUCACCGUAAGCGAUCCUUUUGUCAUUGGACAAACUGAAUGGAUCUCUAUCAAGAUUCAUGGACAAUCUUUUAUGCUUCAUCAGAUCCGUAAGAUGAUUGGUUUAGCCUCGUUAAUCCUGAGAACUGGAUGCCCAAUAGAAAAGGUUAGAGAAGCAUUUGGCCCUGAUAAAGUGAAUAUUCCAAAGGCACCUGCUUUAGGUUUACUUUUAGAGAGACCGGUUUAUGAUGGUUACAACGAGAAGUUGAAAAGUUAUGGACACGAACCUCUUACUUUCGAUGGGUACACAGAAAGGAUGGAUACUUUUAAAAGAAAGUUCAUCUACUCGAAGAUUUACGAAGAAGAAGAAAAGGAACACACCUUCCAUGGCUUUUUUGGAUUCAUUGACUUUUUUACGGGAACAGAAGCUACCAACAAUGGAUUACCUAUUUUUGACUUUAUUACAUCAGGAGAGAUUAAGGAGGAAGUGGUUGGAGAGAGAAGAAAGGACAGAAAUGAAGAGGUGGAGAAGGCCGCUGCGGGUGCUGCAGCAGCUGCUUCUGAAGCAUCCCAAACUUCCUAA